Molecule: messenger RNA, 978 nt
Organism: Pseudocercospora fijiensis CIRAD86
Lineage: Eukaryota; Fungi; Ascomycota; Dothideomycetes; Mycosphaerellales; Mycosphaerellaceae
Exons: 1
Coding region: 64-879 (271 amino acids)
Source: RefSeq, a predicted model, not a curated record
UCAGCAUUGACGAUCCACACUCAUUGUUUGCUCGGCACCAACGCCACGCCCAUUCGAAGAUACAUGCUGAGCCAUGUGAAGAAGAUGGCAGAGCACGGACUGGAAACGCGCACGCAUCCGGUGGUAUUGAUUACCCUGUCUCUGGACGCCGUAGACUCACUGCUGAAACGUGAGCUGCCGAUCACACGAUAUCCUCACGACUCCGCGGAUGUAUUGCAGGAUGAGGUGCUUGGCCUGUGUGCUCAGCUGAUCGACUUCAUCGGUGAUAUCUGCAAGGUCAGUCACGCAAUGGCCACAGACGGGGAGUUAGAAGAGCACUUUGAAGCACUCGACCAGAUUGAAGCAAACGUCCAGAGCUGUAAACCCCAAUUGACCUCGGGCAUGACUCAGACCAUGACUGCGCUCGAGAUGGCACACGCUUACGCUCAGGUGCGUUCGCAUAGAGAUACUCUUAUGCUUCUCAUCCAUCGCCUGCGCUAUCCUUUUGGGGUGAAAGACGAAACGGGAAAGAUGAUUGGCCAAAACAUCAUGACUGAUCUUGCCAUGGCGACCAGCAUUAGCGGUGCGCCUCCAAUUUGGGUCACGCUGCCAUUCCUCGUCGCCUGUAUCGAGAUGACGGAUGCGCAGGAACGUCGAACGGCCCUCGAUACCGUGGAUUUAUAUAUCGAUGGCCUCCAUCCGGCUGCACGAAGUAGCGCUCGUGAUUGGCUCAAAGCUGUGUGGUCAAAGAGGGACAAUGGUCCCGGCUUCAAGUGGUUGGAUGUGAUUGAUCAGCUUCCUAAUAUCUCCCUGAAUCAUGUGGGCACUGUACGAGCCAUACCUGAAGGGGGGUAUGAAAGUAUGCAAAAUCUGUCAACUGUGGGAGGGAGACAGACUUGAAUGUAACUGAUCUAUGAAGAAGAGGGACGAUCGACGAGAAGUUCGGAAGAAGGAAUGCGGCAGUUACGGCCAAAGGUGUCAUGCAUGUGAUGGACCCAU